CAUAAUAAUCACGCAAAAGAAAUCGUGAAAACAAUUGACUUGAAACCUUUUGAUGCCAUUAUCGUUGUUAGCGGAGAUGGAAUUGUUCAUGAAGUUAUAAAUGGACUGUUAGAGCGCGAAAAUAUAAAUGAUGCAACAAUUCCAAUUGGCGUAAUUCCUGCAGGUUCUGGAAAUGCCUUAAACAUUUGUAUACAUGGGGAAUCUAUCUGUAAAAGUCUCCAACAUUCGGCUCUAACCAUAAUUAAGG
Racocetra fulgida is the source of this 247-nucleotide messenger RNA. Lineage: Eukaryota; Fungi; Glomeromycota; Glomeromycetes; Diversisporales; Gigasporaceae. The record is from the annotation of a GenBank genome assembly.